AUGUCAACACCCCCCUUCCUCCCUCUCAUAGAUCCAUCGGGGUCUACCCUCCUCCCCUCUCUCGCCUUACUCGGCCCAGUCCUCAUUCCAGCUACCCUCGUACAAGCCGUACUUCCAACCUUACCACCCCAAGCGAGCUACUACGUCCAAGCUGCCGAGUCAUCCGAUGACCUAAUCUCAUUCCUGGAUAACGGUGCUCAGAAGAUCGUUGUCACUCCACCACAGGUGGAAGAACUCGCUGGCCAGGUACCUAAGGAGAGGUUGAUACUCAAAAUCGAUGAAAGUGAAAUAACAAACUACCAACAGUUAUUCUCACAAAUUAGCGGUAUCUACCUGAUCUCAUCUAGCGCCCACACUGCCAAAUCUCUCGGUCUAUCCAAUAUUGACAUCUACAUUCAAAACCCUUCACCUAACCCUACAGAACUUCUCGAAUCUAUCAAGUCAUCUCGACCAUCUUCAUACGUCAUUCCAACCGAAUACCUAUCUACAUCCCCCAAAACCACUUCUUCCCACUUAUCAAUCGCCGAAGCUUUCCUUGCACCUAUCAUUUCUGAUCGACCUGACGGCUUAUUCCCCACUAUCGUCUCUUCUUCAGAUUAUUCCAGUCAGCCAUUAGGUCUAGUAUACUCAUCGAAGGAAUCAGUGACUGAGGCGAUAGUGACCCAAAAAGGUGUCUAUCAAUCUCGUAGACACGGAUUAUGGAGGAAAGGAGAAACUUCCGGUGCAGUACAGGAAUUACUCUCCGUCAAGACAGAUUGCGAUAGUGAUGCGUUGAUCUUCGAGGUCGUCCAACACGGUACAGGGUUCUGUCACGUUCCAACUCAAUCAACAUGUUUCGGAAAUUUCACCGGAUUGGCCAAACUUGAAAACACCCUCAAAUCUAGAUUAUCCAAUGCUCCCGAAGGAAGUUAUACCAAGAGGAUAUUUACCGACGAGAAAUUACUUAGGAGUAAGAUUAUGGAAGAGGCUGAAGAAUUAUGCGACGCAAAGACAAAAGAUGAAAUUGCAUUUGAAGCUGCCGAUUUGUUUUACUUCGCUUUGGCUAAGUGUAUCUCCCAAGGCGUCAAUUUGAAAGAUGUUGAAGGAGCUUUAGAUAAGAAAUCACUCAAGGUGACUAGAAGGAAAGGCGAUGCUAAACCUAAAUGGGAAGAAAAGCUCAACGGUGCAGGUACUGCCAAAGCGGAACUUCCAGCAGGAGCUAAAGAAGGAUCGAAACCUACUGAACCUAUACCUCAGUCAUUCCCUGAAGUAGACGAAUCGAAGAUCAAGAUGAGAAAUGUCAAGUUGUCAACUUUGAACAAGGAACAGCGAAAGGACCUGUUGUUACGACCAGUAUUAAACUCUUUAGCAAUGAUAGAUAAGGUUAAACCUAUAGUAGAAAGGGUCAGAAAGGAAGGUGAUGCAGGAUUAAAAGCUAUGACCAAACAAUUUGACAAAGCCGAUCUCAUCUCAAACGUGCUCUUACCACCAUUCCAGACUCCUACUGAAGAUCAGUUACCAUUAGAUGUGAAGAAAGCUAUUGAUGUAGCUUAUGAGAAUGUCAAGAAGUUCCACGAGGCUCAAUCGGAGAAGAAACCAUUGGAAGUAGAGACGAUGCCAGGAGUGAAAUGCUCUCGAUUCGUUAGACCAAUUUCGAGAGUUGGUGUGUAUGUUCCUGGAGGAACAGCGAUCUUACCAUCCACUGCGAUAAUGUUAGGUGUACCAGCUCAAGUGGCAGGAUGCAAGACGAUCGUACUUGCCACUCCACCAAGACCGGACGGGUCGAUCUCCCCUGAAGUGCUCUACGUGGCUAAAUUGACAGGCGUGACGUGUAUACUCAAAGCUGGUGGUGCGCAAGCUGUUGGGGCUAUGGCAUACGGUACGGACGAAGUACCCAAGGUGGACAAGAUCUUCGGCCCGGGUAAUCAAUGGGUAACUGCUGCCAAGAUGUUAGUGCAGAAUGAUACGGAUGCAUUGGUCGCUAUAGAUAUGCCAGCAGGACCAUCAGAGGUAUUGGUAAUUGCCGACCACACUGCCAACCCAAUAUUCGUUGCAUCCGACCUUCUUUCCCAAGCCGAGCACGGAACCGACUCUCAAGUGGUGUUAGUAGGAAUCAACCUUACUGAUAAACACCUCGAAGAAAUCGAAAAUCAAAUUGACAUCCAAGCGAAAGCUUUACCACGAGUCGCCAUUGCCCGAGAAGCGAUCAAGAAGAGUGUGAUCGUCUUGGUGGAUAACGAACAGCAAGCUUUGGACUUCUCCAACGAAUAUGCUCCGGAACAUUUGAUCUUGCACCUGGAAGAUUCAGUGAAAGCCGUAGAGAAAGUCGAUAAUGCCGGAAGUGUCUUUGUGGGAGCUUUCUCUCCUGAAUCGUGCGGUGACUACGCCUCAGGAACUAACCAUACCCUUCCUACAAACGGAUUCGCCCGUCAAUUCUCAGGUGUCAACACCCUCUCUUUCCAGAAACACAUCACCUCUCAGCUCGUCUCGGGCGAUGGUUUGAAAGUAUUAGGUCCGAGCGUUGUGAGGUUGGCUGAGAGAGAGGGAUUGGAAGCUCAUGCGAAUGCCGUGAGAGUAAGGUUGGCAGAGUUGAACAAGUAA
Molecule: messenger RNA, 2580 nt
Organism: Kwoniella botswanensis
Lineage: Eukaryota; Fungi; Basidiomycota; Tremellomycetes; Tremellales; Cryptococcaceae
Product: histidinol dehydrogenase
Exons: 3
Coding region: 1-2580 (859 amino acids)
Biological process (GO): L-histidine biosynthetic process
Cellular component (GO): cytoplasm; cytosol
Molecular function (GO): histidinol dehydrogenase activity; phosphoribosyl-ATP diphosphatase activity; metal ion binding
Source: RefSeq, a predicted model, not a curated record